GUGAAAGUGAAACAUCAAAUGUCAAGGUGUGUAGUUGACUGUGGUAGAGGCAGGUAAAGCAUCGACACAAAAUAUACUUCUAACAGAACAGCGAAAUACUUGUGUUGCUGAGGUAUGAAAUCUGCAGUAGACAAAUGUUUUACCCUGUAAUUUUCACCGAUAACACAAAUUGUUGAGCGACAUAGUUAGAAUGUGAGAGGACAGGUCUGUAGGCACAAGGUUACAACAUGAAGAGAUCUGUGGAGUUUCUGUUAGGCUGAAGGGGAGCCACAUAAAGUCGCAGCUACUUUGACAAGCAGCCAUAGGGGCCAUUAACAUCUGGGAUGAUGAGGGGAUUGGAAGAUCAGGAUAAGAAGGAUGAAUCUCACAGAGGUGUGAGUGACACGGUGAGGACAGAGAAUGAGGUUACUGAUGGAGUUUUGCGGAGGCCCCUGACUCUACUGGACAGGUUGCGACUGUGUCAGGACGCCUGGGCCCCUGGGAACCCCUGGGAUAGAGACGGGGCCCACGCUGCCCUCUGGGGCCGGCCUGCUGGGAGCUUCCUGGUGUUGAGGGACUCUGCCUCCCAGCCCAUCCUGCUGUGUGUGUCCACUGGAGGAGGGAGUGGACAUGUCAGAGACAACCCCAUACAACACAUUGGUGCAGUUUAUCAGCUAUCUCAGUCAUAUUUAGGCUUCUCUGAUCUGGCUCAGUUAGUGGUCUUCUACUCUCUGAGCAGGGACGUGUUGCCAGUGUGUCUGUUCAUCCCUCCGUGGCUCUAUAGUGUAUCAGAUCAGCCACAGUCCAGCAGUCUGUCCCAGCUGGGUCCCAAGUCCUGGCUGUGUCCCACCACUGACCUCCAGCCUGAUCACAUGACUCAGAGGGCUCCUAGUACUGCCAUGUGCACCAUACAGCUGACAGCAGCCAAUGGUGCUCUGUGCAUCAUCAACCCACUCUAUCUCCAUGAGCAUGGCGAUGACUGGCUGACGCAUCAACCAACCAGCUCACAGCGAGUUAAUCGGCCAUCCAAUUAUAGGCAUGAGAGACGACUGAGUACAACGAGACCUUGGUCAGGGGCGGGCCUUCUUACUAAGAGAGCUAUUUCAUUGGAGCAGGAGCCCUGCAGCUCCAGUCCUGAUAAUCCAGGGUCUCCUGUAGUCCAGGCUUCCCCGUCUCCCCCCACCCCAACAGGAGGGGUGGUUCUGAGGAGGCCCAGUAGGGAUGCUUCCAUUGAGUCACUCCACAGAACAGGGAGCCAGGACCGCACUAACACCUCCAGGCCCCCGUCAGACCCCAAGCCCCUGUUCAGCCCUGCCCCGCAGUCCCCUCACAGGGUGUCCUGGAUUGAGGACAAUGUAUGGCUCUCCCAACCACCACCCUCCUCCCUCCUCCGUCCCCCCUCCCUGGAGCUGGACUCGCUGUCAAUCAGCAGCAUUGAGGAGGAGCCGGAGUCGGUCACCAGCCCCUCCCACUCCCCCCACCCCUCGUAUCGGUUGGCCGACAAGGUGAAGCACCGCCUCUCGGCUGUGGGCCUGGCCAUUGGUGGGCUGGGGUCUCCACAGAAGAGGCUGACCAAGCGGGUGCAGGAGCUCAGUAAGCGGAGGGGCGGGGUAUUUGCAGAGGCAGUGCUGGAAUUCGUUGAGAUGACCCUAGGGGCUGGGUUUACCCCUGGAAUGACAGGUGUGGAUUUGCUUCAGGAGGUGCGUACGGCUCUCACUGCCCUGAGAGAGACACUGCUGGACUGUCCCGAGAUACACAUCUUCAUAGACAGUAUGGCCGACACACCCAACUGGGAGCUGGAUGCCAUACUGGAGCUCUCCCUACACAAGGUGGCCCUGAAGCCUGUGAGCUCCCACCUGUACACCUGCCUCCAGAGCUGUCGGGACCAUGACGGUAGCCUGCGGAAGCUGAGGGAGAACCAGCGGGUCCUGGAGGGCCGGGGGGUGGAGGAGCUGGAAGGGACGCCUGGGGCGGGGGUCCCUGACCCUGUCACCCUGGAGAAGAUCCAGCAGAGGUGGUCAGCCAUGCACCAGUCCUACUCCCCCAGCAGGAAGGUCCAUAUCAUGCUCAAGGUCUGCAAGACCAUCUACCACAGCAUGACAGCCAAUGCCAACCCAGGUGUAGUGUACGGGGCUGAUGACUUCCUGCCCUGUCUGACCUGGGUGCUUCUGCGUAGUGAUGUGGUCACUCUGCAGCUGGACACUGACUACAUGAUGGAGCUACUGGACCCCACACAGCUGCAGGGAGAGGGAGGUUAUUACUUGACGUCCCUGUACGCCUCUCUCUUCUACAUCAGCAGCUUCCGCCCUCGUCUCGCCACGCGCCAGCUUAGCACCGAGGCCCAGAAAUCCCUGAGCCAAUGGCAUCGCAGGCGCACUCUGCACUGCAACCAAUCACGACGCACCACAAAUCGGAGGACCCUCCGGAGACCUGGGCAUGGCGAGAAGGGCAGGGAAAACUCCUGUGAUGCAGAGACGGAAACUGGCACAGGAAGUGUAACUGACGCCCCACCGGCGCCCUCUAGUGUUGUGGCCAAGGCACUGCACAUAAUCUCAGAGGUUGUGGUAGCGGCGAGGGAGGAGGGGGGCAGCAGAGCGGAGGGCCAAGGAUCCCCAGCUGCACAACUCCAGGCCUCACCUCGGAAGGAGAGACAGGACUCAGGUUAGUCUCCACAGGGUCCAUGAGGCACUCUGCGCCAGGCCAGUAGAGCUGGAAGACCGGACAGACACACAGAUGGGUCAGCAGAGGUCAGAGAGGACUGGGCUGCCAGUGGGAGACUGAAGCCAGAGUGAUGAAGCCAGAGAGAUGAAACAGAGGAGCCAGUCUGUCUAGGACCCUGGGCUUUACCGCAAACACUUAGCUGGCAAACAUGGAGUCGCCUUCUCAAUAUUGUAAUGCAAACUUGUUAUGCAAAACAUUUUAUUUUACAAUUCCUGGUUUCAGUUGCAUUGAAUUCCACCCAAUAAGACAUGAAGAUAAUGGUCUGAUUAGGCUGAAUUUGGGUAAUAUGAUAAUGUGCUUUAAAUUGUUUAAUAAUAUAAUAAUAUAAUAUGCCAUUUAGCAGACGCUUUUAUCCAAAGCGACUUACAGU
Molecule: messenger RNA, 3070 nt
Organism: Coregonus clupeaformis (lake whitefish)
Lineage: Eukaryota; Metazoa; Chordata; Actinopteri; Salmoniformes; Salmonidae
Product: ras and Rab interactor 2
Exons: 12
Coding region: 324-2645 (773 amino acids)
Biological process (GO): vesicle-mediated transport
Cellular component (GO): endocytic vesicle; cytosol
Molecular function (GO): guanyl-nucleotide exchange factor activity; small GTPase binding
Source: RefSeq, a predicted model, not a curated record